Dama dama (fallow deer) is the source of this 2180-nucleotide messenger RNA. RefSeq names its product large ribosomal subunit protein uL23-like. Lineage: Eukaryota; Metazoa; Chordata; Mammalia; Artiodactyla; Cervidae. The record is from RefSeq and is a predicted model, not a curated record. Gene Ontology annotation, cellular component: cytosolic large ribosomal subunit; ribosome. Gene Ontology annotation, molecular function: structural constituent of ribosome. Gene Ontology annotation, biological process: translation; ribosomal large subunit assembly. The transcript is spliced from 2 exons. The coding region runs from base 188 to 661 and encodes 157 amino acids.
CAUGGAUCGAGCGGCGGUGGCGAGGGUGGGCGCGGUAGCGAGCGCCAGCGUGUGCGCCCUGGUGGCGGGGGUGGUGCUGGCCCAGUACAUAUUCACCUUGAAGAGAAAGACAGGCCGGAAGACCAAGAUCAUCGAAAUGAUAUGAUUCAUCUGGAGUGAUCUUUUAAAAAGAUAUCUUUAGCUUUUCAUGAAGAUGGUGCCGAAGGUGAAGAAGGAAGCCCCUGCCCCUCCUAAAGCUGAAGCCAAAGCAAAGGCUUUGAAGGCCAAGAAAGCAGUGUUGAAAGGUGUCCACAGCCACAAGAAAAAGAAGAUCCGGACGUCACCCACCUUCCGGCGGCCCAAAACACUGAGGCUCAGGAGGCAGCCCAAAUAUCCUCGGAAGAGCGCCCCCAGGAGAAACAAACUUGACCACUAUGCCAUCAUCAAAUUCCCCCUCACCACCGAGUCAGCCAUGAAGAAAAUAGAAGACAACAACACACUGGUAUUCAUUGUGGAUGUCAAGGCCAACAAACACCAAAUUAAACAGGCUGUGAAGAAGCUCUAUGACAUUGACUUGGCUAAGGUCAAUACUCUGAUCAGGCCUGAUGGAGAGAAGGCAUAUGUUCGACUGGCUCCUGACUAUGAUGCUUUGGAUGUUGCCAACAAAAUUGGGAUCAUCUAAUCUGAGUCCAGCUGGCUAAUUCCAAAUAUGAAAGUUUUCACUAUGUAAAAAAAAAAAAGAUAUCUUUAAAAUUCUUGUCAGUGCUAACCAUUUUAAUAUAUUAAAGGACAGUUUAGUCAACACAUUCAUACACAGCACAGAGGUGUUUUCAAAAUGGAUCACCUAGUUGCCCUUAAGCCUCCAUUGUUGUUGGGUAGUCACUUAAGUCGUGUCUGACUCCUGCAGCCACUUGGACUGGAGCCCACUAGGCUCCUCCGUCCAUGGGAUUUCCCAGACAAGAAUACUGGCAUGGGUUGCCAUUUCCUUCUCCAGGGGAUCUUCCUGACCCAGGGAUCAAACCUGUGUCUUCUGCAUUGACGGGUGGGAUCUCUACCACUGAGCCAUCAGGGAAGUCCUGAGCCUCCAUUACUAGAAUAUAAAAGAUUUUCCUCUAAGAGGAAUAUUAUGUUGUCAAUCUUCUCAUCUUAUUAAAAUAAGGUAGUAAUGCCAAAUUUUUAACAUUUGGUAGAUACCAAGUUUGGGUAAUUUGUUAGUGGCCUUUUUUAAAAACAACUUUUAAAUUUUUUGUAUCAUUUGUAGCACAGAGUGCUACUUCACAAAGUCUGAUUACUGAAAUGUUAUGUUGGUUCAGUUUGCUUUGAGUAUAGACAAGAAAAGGCUAGUAUACAAAUUUAUUUACAUGAGUGUAGCGUAGCCCUGUUCCUCAUGAUAAAGCUUCCCAGAGCCAGUAACGUAACUUAUCUAUCAGGCCCUGCCACAUGGUAUUAGCAUAUUUAAUCCUACGACUUAGGUUAAAAACAAGACUGAUUUCUCUUUAAAGGUUAAAAUAUUUACCUUCACAACAGUUUGCUUUCAUUUCCAGCAGGAAGGGAGCUUUUUCAGUUUUUUAACCAUAAAAAUUAAUUUUCAAUCUGUUCAGAUUUUUUAAUAGAUCCGUGCAUGGUCUUGUUGAAAUUUAGAGUGUAGGAAAAUAUGAAGAAACACAUAAAAAUCACUUUAAAUCCCACUACCCUGCAAUGAAGAUUGUUAACAACUUACCACACUUUAAUGCAAAUGUUGUUUUUCACAUGUCUUACAUGAGCUAAUCUUUUUAAAGCUGUAAAAUACACAUGACAGAGUUUACCAUUUUACCUGUUUUUGCGUGUACAGUUCAGUGGCAUUAAGCGUGUUGACAUUGUUAUGAAACCACCACCACUGCUGCCAUCCAUCUCCAGAACACUUCAUCUUCCAAACUGAAACUCUGUACCUGUUGAGCAAUAGCUCCCCGCUCUCCCCUCCCCCCAGCCCUGGCAAAGAGGACCUGGUCUUUUUCACCUUGUAUUAAAAUAUCAUAUUCGUACGGAGAAGUACACACACGGCAAGUGAGCUGACAACUGAAUCACAUAAUGAGGAAGAGGGUGUUUUCAAGUGUGAAAACUAUUGAGGUUCCUCUUUUCUUUGCAGAGCAAGUUGGCAGUGCUCUAAUAGUACAGAUUUACCUUCUCUUCCUUAACUGCCACAUUGUUUUCUCUGAUCCUGU